Messenger RNA from Diachasma alloeum, 960 nucleotides. It is a transcript of the gene Gsc, whose product is annotated as homeobox protein goosecoid. The coding region runs from base 1 to 960 and encodes 319 amino acids. The record is from RefSeq and is a predicted model, not a curated record. Gene Ontology annotation, biological process: regulation of transcription by RNA polymerase II. Lineage: Eukaryota; Metazoa; Arthropoda; Insecta; Hymenoptera; Braconidae. The transcript is spliced from 3 exons. Gene Ontology annotation, molecular function: DNA-binding transcription factor activity, RNA polymerase II-specific; RNA polymerase II transcription regulatory region sequence-specific DNA binding.
AUGGUGGAAAGUACAUACGCCGGUGAUUCUCCAAGAUCUCACUCGCCAAUGACGGAGCCCUCGAGUCCCCUCCAUGACACCCCAUCAGGACUCCCUUCGAAUCACAAUCACCAUCAUCACAAUCAUCACCACCGUUAUCUGUACAACUACUCGCCCGAGAGUAUUCAGCAAAAAUUGCGAGCGGAAUUGUCCGCGAAGGAGCUCUCACGGAGUCCAGGGAGUCCGGAGAACUCGAGACAUCGGCAAUUGAAUAAAGCCGGCAACUCGGCCUCGAUGUCAUCACCAACGUCACUAUUCACUAUCGAUAGUAUUUUAGCACCUAGACCUACAGGUAGUGUCAGUGGAACACCGGCCACGAGCACUAGUGGAUUAGCUAUUCUUCAGGGGUGUCCGGAGACCGUCGGCUCACCACCGAGAACCGCUAUUCAUCCACUUCAACAGCAGCUACAUCAUCUUGCCUUUACUCCAGCUGAUUUUUUGGCUGCUGCAUACCCCGGCCUCUACUCGGGAGGCUACGUCGCGGCGAUGGCAGCAGCGGGAGUGUCCCUGCACGGCCAGCCCGCGUUCUACCACGCGACGCAUCCCUAUCAGAUGAGUCCCAACGGGCCCGGAGUGGGGCCCAUGACAAAACGAAAGCGAAGACACAGAACAAUAUUCACGGAGGAGCAGUUGGAGCAGCUGGAGGCGACCUUCGAUAAAACCCACUAUCCGGAUGUCCUGUUGCGUGAACAGCUUGCCCUCCAGGUCGACCUCAAGGAGGAGAGGAUCGAGGUAUGGUUUAAGAAUCGUCGAGCAAAAUGGCGGAAGCAGAAGCGAGAAGAGCAAGAGCGUCUCCGCAAGCUGCAGCUGGAGCAGCGUCAACGAACGGAGGACGGAAUGCCCCCCCUGUCCCGUGGUCACAUUUCCCUGAACGGCCAACACGAGCCGGACACCGACAGUUCUGACCUCGAGGUGGCGUAG